Messenger RNA from Nycticebus coucang (slow loris), 3545 nucleotides. RefSeq names its product tripartite motif containing 11 (gene TRIM11). Bases 478 to 1881 code for a protein of 467 amino acids. The transcript is spliced from 6 exons. Lineage: Eukaryota; Metazoa; Chordata; Mammalia; Primates; Lorisidae. The record is from RefSeq and is a predicted model, not a curated record. Gene Ontology annotation, molecular function: protein binding; zinc ion binding.
ACCAGCUGCAAGCGCGCGCGCAGAUGACAAGGACGCUGGGUCACCGGGUGAACGCUCUCCAAUUCCGUUCCUUUCGCGGGCCGCGUGACGGGUCGUGGCCAAUAGGAAGCAAAAGCGGGUUGUUCCAAAAACACACACACGCACACACACACACACACACACACACCCAGUCGCUUCCUGCUUCCGCCUGGGCUCCUCUUCCUGCCGGCGUCUGGGAGCCCCGCAGCCCGCAUCGCCGCAGUGCCCAGAAUCCGAGUCCCCAGAGCCACCGCCUGCGCCCCGGAAUCCCCACACCCUCCUAAUCUUGCGCCCCGGAGACCCUGCGCCUUCGCAGUCCCGCGCCGUGGAGCCGCUGCAACCUCAGAAUCCUGCGUCUCACGUCCCCACAAUCCCCGCGUCCCCGGGCGCUCCUCGCAACCUUGGUGGCGGCCGUCAGACCACGCGGACAGCGCCGCCGUCCUUCGCCCGACCCGCGCCAUGGCCGCCCCCGACCUGUCCACCAACCUCCAGGAGGAGGCCACCUGUGCCAUCUGCCUCGACUACUUCACUGACCCGGUGAUGACAGACUGCGGUCACAACUUUUGCCGCGAGUGCAUCCGGCGCUGCUGGGGCCAGCCUGAGGGCCCUUACGCGUGUCCCGAGUGCCGCGAGCUGUCCCCGCAAAGGAACCUGCGGCCCAACCGCCCGCUCGCCAAGAUGGCCGAGAUGGCGCGGCUCCUGCACCCGCCGUCGCCGGUCCCGCAGGGCGUGUGCGCCGCGCACCGCGAGCCACUGGCAGCUUUCUGCGGCGACGAGCUGCGCCUUCUGUGCGCGGCCUGUGAGCGCUCUGGAGAACACUGGACACACCGCGUGCGCCCGCUACAGGACGCAGCCGACGAUCUCAAGGCAAAGCUGGAAAAGUCACUGGAGCACCUUCGGAAGCAAAUGGAAGAUGCACUGCUUUUCCAAGCCCAGGCUGAUGAGACCUGCGCUUUGUGGCAGAAGAUGGUGGAGAGCCAGCGGCAGAACAUGCUAGGUGAGUUCGAGCGCCUGCGCCGCCUGCUGGCUGAGGAAGAGCGGAGGCUGCUGCAGAAGCUGGAGGAGGAAGAGCUGGAAGUGCUGCCCCGGCUACGGGAGGGUGCGGCCCGCCUGGGCCAGCAGAGCGCCCACCUGGCUGAGCUCAUCACUGAACUGGAGGGCCGCUGCCAGCUGCCUGCGCUGGGGCUGCUGCAGGACAUCAAGGAUGCCCUGCACAGGAUCCAGGAUGUGAAAUUGCAGCCACCAGAAGUGAUACCCAUGGAGCUGAGGACUGUAUGCAGGGUUCCAGGGCUGGUGGAGACUCUGCAGAGGUUUCGAGGGGAUGUGACCCUGGACCCAGACACUGCCAACCCUGAGCUGAUCUUGUCCGAGGACCGGAGGAGUGUGCAGCGGGGUGACCUGCGCCAGGCCCUGCCUGACAGCCCAGAGCGCUUUGACCCUGGCCCCUGUGUGCUGGGCCAGGAACGCUUUAGUUCCGGGCGCCACUACUGGGAGGUAGAGGUCGGAGACCGCACCAGCUGGGCCCUGGGUGUGUGCAGGGAGGAUGUCAAUAGGAAGGAGAAGGGGGAGCUGUGCACUGGCAACGGCUUCUGGAUCCUGGUCUUCCUGGGGAGCUAUUACAACUCCCCAGAGCGGGGCUUCUCCCCACUGCGAGACCCACCAAGGCGUGUGGGGAUCUUUCUGGACUAUGAGGCAGGACACCUGUCCUUCUACAGUGCCACUGAUGGGUCACUGCUCUUCAUCUUCCCCGAGACCCCUUUCUCAGGGACGCUGCGGCCCCUCUUCUCACCUCUGUCAAGCAGCCCAAUCCCUAUGACCAUUUGCCAGUCGAAAGGAGGGCUCGGGGAUGCCCUGGUUCCCUAAUGACUGGAACCCCCUUUGAGGAGUCCCUUUACUUCUCUGGCUCCUUCUGGCUUUUGGCCAUUGUGGUCAUUUGGAGGACCUAUGAGGAGGGAACGUGUCCUUUGAGCCACAGGAGGAAUGCAUAGUAGUGCCUUUCUGAAUGUGCAUGGGAAAACCUGAAUUCUCACACUCCAGUAAACUGUGUGGGAAGCUCUGUGGCCUCAGUGGCUCUGGCUUGAGGUUCCAGGAGCUUUGCAAGGCCUAUGGGGAACAUUUCAGUAUCUAGGGCCUGCCCAGGCUCUGCUAUCCUGGCAAUCUUGGGCUACAGCCUGGUCAGUCCCCGGGAAGCCUCAUGCACUCACCUCCAUGAAGUUGCUGAGACAGCUCCAAGUCCACUAAUGGUGUCAUGAAAGAGGAAGGCUGGUAAGAGCCUGGCACCACCCUGGAUGUGGUCACUUCAAAAGGAUAGGAGAUAGCAGUCAGUCUUGCAUAAGGGAACUGUGCAGAUUAGUCCCCAAAUAAAGGACCAUCUAGAAAUUGCUCCCAGUGAAGAGAUUCACAUUAGGCAGAUCUGUGGGGCCUGGAAGUCGGAGUAGGGCUCAGGAAUGACACCUGUAAACCCACCCUGUGUUUCUAAAGCCUUUCUGAGUGUCACCAGCUCCACCUUGGCCUCACCAAAGGCUGUGCACAUCCCAUGGGAGCUGGUGUGGGCCACUGGUCACCAGCUAUGCAGUCCCCACACCCCAGGGCAAACGCGAAGGUUUCUGAGAACCAAAAGCAUAUAUAGGAUCCAGGAGUUGGUGCUUGUGAUCAGCUUUGCAGUUUCUUUGCCCUUCUCAAGAAGUUCCUGUUCUUUUUACUCCUCUGUUUUAUUUAUUCUAAGAGCAGAGUUCUCAUAUUGAAUAAACUUAGCCAUUGUCUGUAACCCUGCUGUCUGCUUCUCAGACAGUGCUCUGAUGUGCUAUUCUGGACAGGCAGCCACUUUUCACAUGAAGCAAUGGGGACCCACUGGCAGUGUGUCUGUCCUCUGCUCAUGUGUAUUCAUUCCAUGUAGCUGCCAAAGGGAUUUUCUUUUGUUACUUUGUUAUUUCAGGUAACCUGGUGAACAUUUCCUAUGUGUUCAAUGAGUGCUUUCUUGUGUAGAUGCCCUUUUAUUAAUCAUUCUUUUACAUUUCUGGGGACUUGGAAGAGCACUGUGUGUUCAACACAUUGAACAAAAUCAGUUACUUUGUGUGAUGGGCGUAAGGAGAAGGAUUUUCUCUGGUGAGCCCUGGCAUUUUUCUGGUGGGGUGAGGGUUGCAAUAGCCUGUUUCCCAGUGAUGUGCCCAGGGUUUCCCUUCCCGUUGAACCGGCUUGCUGUAUGUGCCUGGCUGGAGUUAAGUUGGCCAGUUAAGGGCUUUUGAGAUAACCCUUGAUCACCAGCUAGGUGGGCAGCCUUGUGGGUGAGACCAUUGAUAAGCACCAGCAGGACUGUGGCUUUGGCUUUAGAGCAAACCUGGAGAGUAAGAAGAAACAGAUGUCAUGGCUCCUGACCCAAACAUACUGGAUUCUGUUUUCCAGAUGUUUUACCUGUUAGUGCCACUCUCAGUUCCAGGCAAGAGAGAUGGCACCAACACACAGGCCCCAGGCCAAGGAGCUGGCAUCUCAGAAUAAGUGGCAAUAAAUGCUAAAUAAACGUCUCCUAU